UACCAGCUACAGCUCCUUCUGGUGGACCACCUGGUCUCCAUGGACUGUACCAGCUACAGCUCCUUCUGGUGGACCACCUGGUCUCCAUGGACUGUACCAGCUACAGCCCCUUCUGGUGAGUGGACCACCUGGUCUCCAUGGACUGUACCAGCUACAGCUCCUUCUGGUGGACCACCUGGUCUCCAUGGACUGUACCAGCUACAGCCCCUUCUGGUGAGUGGACCACCUGGUCUCCAUGGACUGUACCAGCUACAGCUCCUUCUGGUGAGUGGACCACCUGGUCUCCAUGGACUGUACCAGCUACAGCCCCUUCUGGUGAGUGGACCACCUGGUCUCCAUGGACUGUACCAGCUACAGCCCCUUCUGGUGAGUGGACCACCUGGUCUCCAUGGACUGUACCAGCUACAGCUCCUUCUGGUGGACCACCUGGUCUCCAUGGACUGUACCAGCUACAGCUCCUUCUGGUGAGUGGACCACCUGGUCUCCAUGGACUGUACCAGCUACAGCACCUUCUGGUGAGUGGACCACCUGGUCUCCAUGGACUGUACCAGCUACAGCUCCUUCUGGUGAGUGGACCACCUGGUCUCCAUGGACUGUACCAGCUACAGCUCCUUCUGGUGAGUGGACCACCUGGUCUCCAUGGACUGUACCAGCUACAGCCCCUUCUGGUGAGUGGACCACCUGGUCUCCAUGGACUGUACCAGCUACAGCUCCUUCUGGUGAGUGGACCACCUGGUCUCCAUGGACUGUACCAGCUACAGCCCCUUCUGGUGAGUGGACCACCUGGUCUCCAUGGACUGUACCAGCUACAGCUCCUUCUGGUGGACCACCUGGUCUCCAUGGACUGUACCAGCUACAGCUCCUUCUGUUACAGGUGUGAUGACUUUGUAGUGAACGACACCAAGCUAGGACAGGUGCAGAAGGUGAGAGAGCAUCUACGGAGUCUGGAGAACUCUCCACUGGCUGUUGCCAGACGGACAAAGAGGAAACUUCUGGAAAGCAACUCUCCUUCCAGUAAACUGUUAAAGGACAACGGUGGGGCCUCAUCUCUCUCUGCCACGGGGUUACAGAACCUGGGAAACACAUGCUUCAUGAACGCCAUCCUGCAGUCUCUCAGCAACAUCCAGCAGUUCAGCUGUUAUUUCAAGGAGCUGCCAGCGGUGGCGCUGCGGAGCGGGAAGACUGCAGGGCGGAGGAUGUACCACACCCGCAGCCAGGGAGACACCAGUGUGUCCUUGGUGGAGGAGUUGAGGAAGACCCUGUGUUAUCUGUGGCAUGGUGGCCCAACAGCCUUCAGCCCAGACUCUUUAUUCUACGUUAUCUGGAAAAUCAUGCCCAGCUUCAGGGGCUACCAGCAGCAUGAUGCUCAUGAGUUCCUGCGAUACCUGUUGGACCAUCUCCACAGAGAGCUACAGGGCCGUCUCAACGGAGCCAAGCACCUUCCACCGGAUUCUGUCAAAGUAUCUACAGACAACCCUACUCUGCCACCAGAUGGGCUCGCACUGCCCCUGGACGGGGUGAAACUACCCACCACAGGGGGCAAAUGCUGCAUGAAAGGCAGUUCUACUGUGGUCACGUCUAUAUUUGGUGGUGUUCUGCAGAAUGAAGUCAACUGCCUGAUCUGUGGGACUGAGUCUAUAAAGUUUGACCCUUUCCUUGAUCUGUCCUUGGAUAUUCCCAGUCAGUUCAGACAGAAGAGAACCAAGGACCAAGAGCCUGGCCCUACCUGCACCUUACUAGACUGCCUGUGUAGCUUCACUGACCUGGAGGAGUUGGUCCAGAGCGAGCUCUAUAUGUGCCCCAGGUGUGAGAAGAGACAGAAAUCCACCAAGAAGUUCUGGGUCCGGAAGCUGCCCAAGGUGUUGUGUCUGCACCUGAAGAGGUUCCACUGGACGUCCAACCUCAGGAACAAAGUAACCACCUAUGUAGAGUUCCCUCUACGGGGCCUGGACAUGAGGGGGUACUUACUACAGGUGACCCUUAAACCUAAGCAGGAGAAGACGUUGCCUGACCGCUGGCUGUAUGACCUGGCAGCUGUGGUGGUUCAUCAUGGAUCAGGGGUUGGAUCGGGACAUUACACAGCGUACGGCAGACGGGACGAUCGCUGGUACCACUUCAACGACAGCACAGUGACACUAACUGAGGAGGAGACGGUGGUUAAAGCCAAGGCUUACAUUCUGUUCUACACAGAGAGACCCGACCAAACUACACCUGAGACUGACACCAGGCUUUAACCUGACUGCUCCAAACCCCAGACUAGUCCUCCCUCGUCUUCACCAGGAUAACAUACCUCUUCCUCUCAGCCUGCAUCACGUCUUUAAAGCAGCUUUCGUCAAUAUGAGUUUGAUGUUAAGUCCAUGAUUGAAGUAUUUUUGUGUAUGGGACAUUGAUUUCAUCAGAAUUUCUUUAAAACCAAAUUGCUGCUUGAUAUUUGAUGAGUUCUGUAUGAUUUUACUUUGUCCCAAAUGGCAACCUAUUUCCUAUGUAGUGCACAUUGGGCCACAACCGAAUGUUCUGCCUUGUUUAUCUUCACGUAACAUUCCUCCAUGAAGGUGGACAUGUCCCGGUGGUGGACAUGACCGUGUCCCGGUGGUGGACAUGACCGUGUCCCGGUGGUGGACAUGACCGUGUCCCGGUGGUGGACAUG
Messenger RNA from Coregonus clupeaformis (lake whitefish), 2647 nucleotides. It is a transcript of the gene usp3, whose product is annotated as ubiquitin specific peptidase 3. The coding region runs from base 138 to 2234 and encodes 698 amino acids. The transcript is spliced from 12 exons. The record is from RefSeq and is a predicted model, not a curated record. Gene Ontology annotation, molecular function: cysteine-type deubiquitinase activity; zinc ion binding. Gene Ontology annotation, cellular component: cytoplasm. Lineage: Eukaryota; Metazoa; Chordata; Actinopteri; Salmoniformes; Salmonidae. Gene Ontology annotation, biological process: protein deubiquitination.